AUGCAUUGGUUUCUGAGUCUCCCACCAGAACUCAUCUUUCAGGUAUACUGCAGUCUCGACUCCAUCGGCGAUGCAUAUUUUCUCUCCCAGGCCUGCAAGCAGACUUACUAUAUCUUCAGCCGACCACAGAGCCAUCCAAAAAUCUUCGAAGCAAUCAUAGUAGGCUCUUAUAACCUAGCUAAUCCGCACCUUGCCCCAACCCAAGCCUGGCUGGAAGCACAGUUUGGUCCCGGCUCACUUUGGCAACCUACGGAGGCUAGUCUACCAGAGGAUCUAACGGACGAAGAGACUCUUGAAUUCCUCCUAGAUGUGGGGUUUCCUUCAGUUAAUCUCCCCCGCAUCGGCUUUAACUCUAUCUUUUUGAGACGGCUUGUCAACGAGGAACAGAGAUUUUAUGGGUGUACGCCAGAUGAUCUCUAUAUAAUGCUUCACCCUGAAGAGAGAGACAAAAUACCUGCACUUAGCUUUUGUUUCGGAGAAAUAUCUAGUCAGCUGUUCUAUGAUCCACUUGGGGGGCUUUAUAUGAACUGUGACAGAGGAAUAGUUGCAUACGGGCUGGAUACCUUUGCAGUGUUAUUGGGAAUGGUGGUCGCCCGUCGGGUUGAGGUCCUUAUGAAUCCUCUUGAUGUACUACGGAAGAAAUUCGGGGAUUAUGACUUUGCCGCGGACUAUUACUCUGAGUUUUGGGAUGAAGUAUUUAAUAAUUUGCUGGUUUGGGGAAUGUAUACUUGGGAUUAUUGA
Molecule: messenger RNA, 741 nt
Organism: Aspergillus caelatus
Lineage: Eukaryota; Fungi; Ascomycota; Eurotiomycetes; Eurotiales; Aspergillaceae
Exons: 4
Coding region: 1-741 (246 amino acids)
Source: RefSeq, a predicted model, not a curated record